Candidula unifasciata is the source of this 1096-nucleotide messenger RNA. The record is from the annotation of a GenBank genome assembly. Lineage: Eukaryota; Metazoa; Mollusca; Gastropoda; Stylommatophora; Geomitridae.
ACUCAAGUCGAAAAGCAACACACUUCACUUAAACCUUUUCCUAGCCUUCAUUCUUCGGGCCAGUUUCUCCUUCGCACACAGAAUCUUGUUUGUCAACGGGCUGGGACUGAAGAUGGAUCUGGAGAAGAAAAGUGACGGCACAUACGCCUUUAAUCACCAAGGACUGCAUUGGCAGUGCCGGCUUCUACAGACAAGUUUCAUGUACACAAUCUGCGCCAGUCAAAUGUGGAUCUUUGUUGAGGGUCUGUACCUUCACAUGCUAAUCUACAGGACGCUGUCUACAGAGAGCAAUGGCGUUAGACCGUACAUAAUUCUUGGCUGGGUUUUACCACUGGCUGUUGUCCUUCCUUGGGUGUUCGUCAAGGCAUUGGUUGAUAACACGCUUUGCUGGAAUGUGACCUCCAACCAUCUGUACAUCUGGAUUCUGCAUGGACCGAUGCUUGCUACAGUAUUACUGAAUUUCGUAUUCUUCCUGAACAUAUCGCGAGUGCUGUGUUCCCGAGUCCGAUCCAGCCAGCGUCACAUGGGCAGAAGCAAAUACAGGCACCUUGUCAAGUUUAUAAUAGUGCUUGUUCCACUGUUUGGAGUUUUCUACAUCAUCAUCACUCUUGCAUUCCCCCUGGGCUACGCUAGCCGCUUCGACAUCAAACAGAUGUAUGUUGAGCAAACAUACAAUGCAUUCCAGGGCUUGAUUUUGGCUUUGCUGUUUUGCUUCUUGAAUAAGGAGGUACACAGCGAGAUCAAGAGGAUAUGGUGGAGAAGGCGCACAAGAAAACGAGACAGUGUAUUCACCAGGUCAUACGUCUUGUCUUCGUUCAAGAGAAACACUUCCAAUACUCAGACAUCCUUUAGCUCCAACCAGCCUCCGAGAGCUGCAGCCAGACUGCCCAGCACAGACAGUUCAGAUUCUGUUCAGCCCAGCUGGUGUGGCCGAGCAUGUGUUACCCUCAUGAGGUGUCUGGGGCGCGAAGAAGAACCAAGUCACUACACGAACAAAAUCAAUGCCGCUACUAUUAGUGAGAAUGAUAGCUUUUAUCUGGCCACCCAGAAUUAUAAAAAUGAUCACGCGGAGAUGAAAAUGAAGGAAGGACUGUGA